Molecule: messenger RNA, 2147 nt
Organism: Eriocheir sinensis (Chinese mitten crab)
Lineage: Eukaryota; Metazoa; Arthropoda; Malacostraca; Decapoda; Varunidae
Exons: 9
Biological process (GO): proteolysis
Molecular function (GO): metallocarboxypeptidase activity; zinc ion binding
Source: RefSeq, a predicted model, not a curated record
AAACCUCCUCCUCCUCCUGAAGGUGAAGGUCAACCCGAGGAAGAGGAAGAAGAGGAGGAGGAGGAGGAGGAGGAGGAGGAAGAGGAGGAGGGUAGCGAUGGUGGUGGUACGACCCUGACGACGACCACGACGACUACGUUAAGAGGAGGAAGGUUCCCCCGGAGGGUUGUGGUCGUAAUGGCGAGGGUCCACGGGGGGGAAAGUCCCACGUCCUUCAUUGUGCAAGGGAUGCUGGAGGCCCUGACAGGUACAGGACACGUUGCAAACAAGUUGAGACGUCACGUGGUCUUCCUAAUCUUACCUAUGAUGAACCCAGAUGGCGUCUACCUCGGAAACUACAGGUCUACGUUGAUGGGGUUUGAUCUGAACAGGGCGUGGGCGGAGGCGAGCCAGUGGGGGCAUCCAACCCUCUAUGCCACCAAGGAACUCUUAUUGAAACUAAACGAGGCUGCGUGGUGUGAAGUUGACCUUGUACUGGACCUGCACGCCCAUUCCUCCCUGCUCGGUACCUUCAUCUACGGGAGCUCCUUCGAUGACGUGUACAGACACGAGCGUCACAUUGUGUUCCCGAAGAUGCUAAGCCACGCCUGCGAAGACUAUGCCCACUACAACACAAUCUACAACAGAGACCCGUCCAAGGCUCACACGGCCCGGAGGUGGCUCAAUACACACAUGAAGGAUUCCACGAACAUAUACUCCGUGCAUACCUCAAUAUACGGCUACACCAACGCCAAGGGGGAGGUCGUACCCUACUCAGAAGAACUAUACCUCCGUACAGGGCGCGGUGUGGUCAAGGCUGUACUGGAUUACUACAUGUUUCUGGGCCUUGUACCCCACGCCACGCCCCACGCUCUGCCCCUACACGACCUGCCGCGGGGGAGGGGUCCAGGCAGCCCCCCCCUACACGCCAGGCAGGCCGCGCAGGCUAGAUCACACGCCCAUGCUCACGCCAGCCUUCUCAUGGCGCGGCACCAGCACCAGCAGCCCCAGGAUCAGCCUCGGGGCCGGGGGGGCGCGCGUCCCCGGUACCUGCGGUGGGUGCCCCCCAGCGACAGCAGCGGCACCCCCACCGAGGAGGAGGACGAGGGGGGCGAGGAGGGGGGCGAGGAGGGGGGCGGGGGUGACGAGGGCGUGAGCAGCGGGGGGGAGGGAGCCAGCGAGGCGAGCGGCCUGGCCGUGCACAUCCAGCAGAAGGGCGGCGCCCCCCCGCGGCCCCCCCCGGCCGGCGCCAGGCCCAGGACGCCCUGCCCCCGAACUCCGCCGCGGGGCUGCGCCCCCCUGCGCCACGCACGUACUACGACUUCCGCCGCCUCACGCGGCCCCGACGCUGCUGACCCGGGCACGCCGCCCCCGCGCCGCCGGCCCUGCCCCGCCCGCCCCCGCCCGCCCGCGCCCCCGCCGCCCCCACCGCCUCCGCCGCUCCGCAGGCUGGCGGCGGGCGGCGGCUUCAACGCGGCGCGCAUGGCCGAGAGGGGGCGAGGGGUGGGGCGGGGGGCGGCGCCCCCACGCGGCGUGCGGACCAUCCACGUCAACCAGCUGACCAUCGGGGGGCACCGGGGCGCGGCGCCCCCCACGGGCUGGCCGGCCGCCGCCCCCCGCCGGCCGCCCCCCGCCCCCCUCCCGCUGCUGCGGCGCUUCCUGGACCCCCACGCCCCCCUCUUCUGACGCCCCCGCCCCCCGCAGCCCCCCCUGCCCCCCAUAGCCCCCCGCGGGGCCAUGGCAGGGGCGGGGGGGCCGCCCGGGGGGAGGGGGGCCGAGGCAUGGGGGUGGAAGUAGCCACAAACAACUCUCUCUCUCUCUCUCUCUCUCUCUCUCUCUCUCUCUUUAAACUAUUUCCCUCACCCCAACUUUCCUCAAUUUUCUUCUUCCUCCUCCUCCUCCUCUUCCUCCUCCUCCUCCUCCUCCUCCUCGCUCAUCGUUCACAUUAUUAUCAUCAUCAUCUUUCAUAUCCUCCCCUUCCUUCCUCUCUUCCUCCUCCUCCUCCUCCUUCCAGUCCGGGCACGUUCUUCCUUCUAUUUUCCAGCUUUCCUUUCUAAUUUUCCUCCUCCUCCUCCUCCUCCUCCUCCUCCUGCUCCUCCUCCUCCUCCUCCUUCUGCCAGUCUAAGUCAGAUUUUUUUUUUUUCCCUCCAAGAGAAACAAACUUUGGA